CAGCCUGAUCAGAAUUUCAAUUCAUUUUAUUGGAAUCAAAUUAAAUUGGAUUGAAUUAAUCUCGUGAAUUGUCAAUUUAAAGCGGAAGUAAACAUUUUAUAAGUGAACUGAAACAUGUCAAGAGGAAUACAGAAUUGCUACAGUAACAUUUUUUAACAAUAAAAAAAUGAAUGAAUUAGACCUUCAUUUUGAAAGACUGUUAGGCGAGGGUUCCUAUGGGAAGGUGUUCUUGGUAAAGCAAGAUAACGGAGACCAGUUUGCAGUAAAGGAGAUAGACUUGACCAAAUGUGACGAUGCGGGCAGAGAUCAGGCUCAUGGCGAGGCUCAUCUUCUGUCUCGUCUCAAACACGCAAACAUCCUCAUGUACGUGGAGUCAGUCAUCUGUGAUGAGAGUCUCUUCAUUGUGACUGAGUUCUGUGAGGGUGGCGACUUGGAGGAUUACCUUCAGUUGAACAAGAAGCUCAACCAGUCCGUACCGGAACCAGUGGUAUCUGACUGGAUCUUGCAGCUCGGCAGUGCUCUAAAGUAUAUGCAUGAUCAGAAGAUCCUGCAUCGGGACAUGAAAACAAAAAACAUAUUCCUCAAGGAGAACUUGUCAGUCAAACUUGGUGACCUUGGCAUUGCUAAGGUGCUUGAUCUGAAUCAGAGUAAAGCAGACACCUUCAUUGGAACCCCGUCCUACAUGAGCCCUGAACUGUUCAUGGGCAAGUCCUACAACCACAAGACUGACAUCUGGGGUCUUGGUUGCUGCGUGUAUGAAAUGAUGACCUUGAAGAGGGCAUUUCAAGGUCGCGCUCUCUGGACUCUUAUUCGGGAAAUCAAGAACGGCAAAGUCCUUGAGACCCCUGACUCGUAUAGUCUUGAGAUUCGCAUGCUCGUUCAAGAGAUGAUGGCACAGAAUCCGGAAGAAAGGCCAAGCGCAAAAGACAUUGUCAAUAACGACCUGCUGGGAUAUCACAGGGGUUCUUCAAUAAAGCUUGCCAAGUCUUUACCCCACCCAAACCAGAAAACGGAUGAAAGUGCAAAGAAACCACCGCCGUCUGGUUCAAAAUCAGGGUCACUGAAAAACGCACUCCAAGAGAUGAACAAGUCCCAGGAAGCAAAGUUUCGCAAUACGAUCGAGAGCGUGUGCGAGAAAAUCAACACUCUGCGGUUGAACCAGCAAAAUACUGGUACGGGUACCGCUCAAGACUUUAAUACUUUUGUGUGUAAGGAAGGUGGAAGUGAUAGUGAAGAGGAAUUGGAGGCACCUGGGACCAUUCUGGAUAGCAGUCUGUUACAGCAUUAUGCGGAAGAGCUUGAAACGUUCGUCUUAAAGGGAAAUGAAACAGGAGAUACGAAGGAUCUAAACUCUGACAAGAAGGUGAAGACAGAAAUUAAUAAUAUUGAUAAUGAUGAUGAAGAUGAUGAUGAUGAAGAGGGUAGUAGAACUUUACUGAGACAGUACUCUGAGACUUUAGAUGAUAAUGAGGCUGAUGAAGAAAAUGAAAGUUCUGAUGUUGUUAUGACAAUCAAAGGCCCACAAGUUGUCAUAACUGGUUCUCAGAACUCACCACAGAAUUUGAAGGAAGUCGAAGAUGAGUUUAAUGAAAUGACAUUGGUUGAGGUGAGUAAAUAUAAGUACAAAGGAUUGCAAGACACUUUUGCUCUACGCCCAGACAAACGGUGGAAAAGACCUAAAAGUGACCCAUAUGAUUGGUUUUCUCCUGGUAAAGAAACUGAAGGUGCUGCAGCUCAAGGUGUUGCAAAAAACAGUCAUACAAAUGUCAGCAGACAUGAAACUCCACCAAAAUCAGCUCAAAACAUUAAAGCCGCAUCAUUUUCAAGUACAACUGAAUUUAACAGCUCAAAAACAACAGAUCCACGAUUGUUACGAACUUUAGAGGGAACAGGAUCCAAGACUCGCCAUAAGGUGCCAGUGGCGGACAGGAUACAACAAUCUGCCAAGGACAAAAAUAGCUAUUUUUCGUUCACUGCCAGUGAUUUGCUGCUAUCGACACCCAAACAAGCAUUCACGCAAACUGUAGAUGAGGACUUGAAUAUUCCUGAAGUAAUGAGACAUCUUAAAGAUAACUUGUCACCUAGUUCUUCGGUUGAUUCACGUUCAGAAACAAUUCGGCCUGCAAAACCUGAAAUGUCACUAGAAGAUCAGGGACCUGGCUCAAGUAAAGCUAAGAAGAAGAAAGAGAGCUACCUCAAGAAGCAAAGUGAAGCAAAACGCAAGAACUCAGAUGUGUCAGACUCAGGAGAUGUCAGUUCAAGUUUAAACAACAAUGACAUAAAACUGUUCACUCGUGCACAGGCAGCAAAGUUUUCCAAGUUACUUGAUGCAGAAAGCCCCGUCUUAGUUGAGAAUGGGAAUUAUUCCAUACAAGAUAUUAUCAAUGAGAUACAAACAGGGAGCUGUGAUACAUUGAACAUAGAGCAUUUAUUUUUUGUACAACAGUAA
Messenger RNA from Dreissena polymorpha, 2449 nucleotides. RefSeq lists its product as uncharacterized. Lineage: Eukaryota; Metazoa; Mollusca; Bivalvia; Myida; Dreissenidae. The transcript is spliced from 11 exons. Bases 167 to 2449 code for a protein of 760 amino acids. Gene Ontology annotation, biological process: protein phosphorylation. The record is from RefSeq and is a predicted model, not a curated record. Gene Ontology annotation, molecular function: ATP binding; protein kinase activity.